GCCUACACCGUCUAUGUGCCCAUCGCCAUCUUCUUUGUGCUCUGCCCGGUCGCCGUGAGCACCAAGCUUUGGUCGCGCACCCGCAAGGGAGGCACCCUCGGCUGGGAUGAUCUGACCAACGUCCUCGCACUCUUCUUCGCCCUGUCCACUGGCGGCGUGCUGCUCGACUGCUGUGCACACGGCUAUGGUCGGCACUGGGUGACUCUUGCCACCGACGACCAGCACGAAGCCAUGAAGCUCUUCUACAUCAGCCAGGUCACCUACAAGACAAGCAUCAACCUGACCAAGGCGUCGAUCCUGCUGCUCUACCUCCGCAUCUUUGGCUCCAUCCGCUGGUUCAAGUACGCCUGCGCCUUCAUGCUCACCUGCAUCGCCAGCUACUGGCUCGCCUCGACGGGCGGCACCUUGUUCCAGUGCACCCCGAUCCAGAAGGCCUUCAUCCCGUCCCUGCCGGGCCACUGCAUCAACAACCUCACCUUCUGGUACGCCAACGCCGGGUUCAGCAUCACGACGGACCUCAUCAUCCUCGUCCUGCCCAUGCUCCCCGUGACCACGCUCGAGAUCCCGCGCGUGCAGAAGAUGGCGCUCAUGUUCGUCUUCACCCUCGGCAUCUUUGUCGUCAUCACCUCGUGCCUGCGCAUCACGACCAUCGACAUCCAGGCAAAGACCCACGACAAGACCUACGACAUCUCGUCCACCAUGUGGACCGUCAUCGAGAUGAACGUGGCCAUCAUCUGCUCGUGUCUGCCCCAGCUGCGGCCCCUUGUGGUCAAGCUGUUCCCCAAGCUCGUCCCG
Molecule: messenger RNA, 795 nt
Organism: Microdochium trichocladiopsis
Lineage: Eukaryota; Fungi; Ascomycota; Sordariomycetes; Xylariales; Microdochiaceae
Exons: 1
Source: RefSeq, a predicted model, not a curated record